Molecule: messenger RNA, 747 nt
Organism: Aspergillus oryzae RIB40
Lineage: Eukaryota; Fungi; Ascomycota; Eurotiomycetes; Eurotiales; Aspergillaceae
Exons: 3
Coding region: 1-747 (248 amino acids)
Molecular function (GO): O-methyltransferase activity
Source: RefSeq, a predicted model, not a curated record
AUGGCCGAAGCCUUCAUUUGCCAUGCCUUCGACAAUUGUGGUCCAGCCAUUCAGGAAUUUCCCAGCUUCUUCGCAGAGACGCACUAUCAGGAGAUCACCAGCAACACCAAUACGCCUUUCCAGGAGGCCUUCAAACGGUUCAAUAACCUACAGCACGUAAUGACUGCACUCGAAUCAACCGACUGGACAGUUGGGUUCAGUCAUUUCGAAAAGGAAGCUUGCGCUAUAAUCCAACCGCCUCAGGAAUCGCGCAGACCAUCCCUUGUCGACGUGGGCGGUGGCCACGGCCAUCAAUGCAUCCAACUCAUAAAGAAAUACCCAAAUCUCAGCGGAUGGCUCACCCUCCAGGACCUACCACAAGCAGUAGAUCAGCUCCCUAAAAUCGACGGAGUAGAAACCAUGGUACAUGACAUCUUCCAGACACAGAUCGUUAAAGGCAAAUCCUACAUCUAUACUCAGCACAACUGCCCCAGUAUCCUACCGUCAUCGGCUGACAUGAAAAUAAACACCCAAGGUGCCAAAUUCUACUACCUCCGUAGAAUCCUUCACGACUAUCCUGACGCCCAAGGUAUCAAAAUCCUCAAGAACCUACGCGCCGUAAUGGCCCAUGAUUCGCAGAUCCUCAUCGAUGAAAUGGUCUUGCCGGGGACCAACGUACCUUGGCAAGCGACACUGGCUGAUCUAUCGUUGAUGGUCUCCAUGGGCGGAAAGGAGCGCUCAAAGGAGCAGUGGGAAGCUGCUUGCUGA